This is a messenger RNA of Cordyceps fumosorosea ARSEF 2679, 4416 nucleotides long. Its product is annotated as ABC transporter, transmembrane region, type 1. The transcript has 12 exons. The record is from RefSeq and is a predicted model, not a curated record. Lineage: Eukaryota; Fungi; Ascomycota; Sordariomycetes; Hypocreales; Cordycipitaceae. Gene Ontology annotation, biological process: transmembrane transport. Gene Ontology annotation, molecular function: ATP binding; ATP hydrolysis activity; ABC-type transporter activity. Bases 1 to 4416 code for a protein of 1471 amino acids. Gene Ontology annotation, cellular component: membrane.
AUGCAGUCAAACAACAGCUGCACAAUCGACGUCGAGAGGGCCUUUGGCCCGUCCGUCUCCUCGGCCUGUCUCGGCGGCUUCGAUUUCACCUUGCUCUUUGAGGAGACCAUCCUCACCAUCCUGCCGCUCAGCCUGACCUGCAAGUUCCCGACCGCAACUCCCCGGCCGUUCCUUCUCUCUGUGGGACGCGCUCUGCAGCUGCGCGAUGCGCUCGCCAAGGUCGACAAGUCAUGGCUUCUGCCUGUGAAGAUGCUCUCGUACGGCGCGUACGUCAUUCUCCAGAUUGUCCUCCUCGCGCUCUGGGCGCAACCGAACGCGCCCAAGACCACGUCCACCCUCGCCGCGCUCUCCGUCACGCUGGUCACCUCGCUCUUCUUCCUGUACCUCUCCUACCUGGAGCACACGCGGUCGGUGCGGCCGUCGACCCUGCUCACCCUCUACCUCGGCCUGUCCACCCUCUUCGACCUCGCGCGCGUCCGUACCCUGCUCUACCUGCAGUCCGCCGACCACCUGGCCGCCGUCUUCCUCGCCGGGUUCUGCGUAAAGGUCGUCAUCUUCCUGCUGGAGCUCUACGAGAAGCGGCGCCUGCUCCGCCCCAAGUGGCGGGACUCGGCGCCCGAGGCCACCAGCAGCACGUACAGCAGGGCGCUCUUCAUCUGGUUGAAUGAAUUGAUGCUCAAGGGCUUCCGCUCAUCCCUGACUGUCGACACGCUGACGCCCAUAGAUGCCGACCUCCUCCAGGCCUCGGAACCGUCGUCGCUUCUGGCUCGCUGGAACAAAUCUGAUCAAACCAAGAAGCACGCCUUGCUACGGACCUUCAUCAAGCACUACAAAUGGCAUAUCCUGGCUGCCAUGCCAGCGCGACUUGCCUACUUAGCAUUCACCCUUGCCCAGCCCUUCCUCGUCCAGAGAGUCCUCGACUACGUCGCCGCUCCCCCAACCGAGUCCGACAAAAACACAGGCUAUGGGUUGAUCGCUGCCUACGCUCUCGUCUAUAUCGGCAUCGCUAUAUCCUAUGCAGUGUAUGAGCUCAAGGUGUAUCGUGCCAUCACCCUCUUCCGUGGAAGCCUCAUCUCGGCCAUUUUUGACAAGACACUCCGAGUCAGCUCCCACGCUGCUUCCGACGCCGAAGCCAUGACCCUGAUGAGCGCCGACAUUGACCGCAUCGGAGAGAGCAUGGAGGACGUGCACGAGCUGUAUGCCGGUCCGUUGGAGCUUGGCCUUACUCUGUGGCUUCUGUACAGAUUUCUUGGUGUGGCAAUGUCCGCCUCCACCGCUUUCGUCAUCGUGUGCCUCGUCGGAAGCUUGCGAGUUGCGACCAUUGCCGGUGACGCCCAAGUUCCAUGGCUCGAGGCUAUCGAAACUCGGCUUGAAGCAACAUCUGGAGCUCUAGGUGCCUUGAAAGGUAUCAGAAUGACCGGAGUUAAUGGCGCUAUUUCGGCCAUGAUUACUCGCCUUCGUCAGGAUGAGAUUCGCUCUUCUCUCCGCUACCGUCUUUGGAACAUUUUCCUGAAUGCUGGAUUCUACGUGUCAUCCACUUUUGCUCCUGUUUGGGGUUUUGGUGUUUUUAUUCUGCUUGCCAGAUCAAGACAUACGCAAACACUUACGGAGCAAAUUAUCUUCCCAGCCCUGACGUUGUACGAGCUGUCAGAUCAGCCCACUGUCAACAUCCCCGAUGCUCUUGAACAUGCGCAGACCAUCUUGAACUGUUUUGAGCGUAUCCAGGAGUACCUUGUUGCAGAUGAGCAAGGCGACUCUGGCAAUGAUUCGGAAGAAGACGGCAGGGUCUCGAGCAGCCAUGAACAGGACGGUUCGAGCACUGCUUCUUCUCAAGAGAAGCAUGCAAGUGUCAAGGAAAAGGUGCAGCCUGCCGCUUCGCUAAAGGCAGACCUAGCCAACGCGGACGCCAUGUUCACUGCACGCAACGCCACUGCCGCGUACUCCUCCGAAAAGGGACCCAUCCUGAAGGCCCUCAACUUUGAUCUGGCCAAGUCCAAGACGACUAUGAUUAUUGGACCUGUCGGUUGCGGCAAGUCUACGCUUCUCAGACUUCUGCUAGGCGAAGUACCCGAAGUUGGAGGCUCCCUGGACAGAAACUUUCUCAGUUCCGCAUACUGCCCCCAGUCCUCCUGGAUUUUCCGAGGCACGAUUCGUGAUAACAUUGUCGGCUUGUCAACGUGGGAUGAACCUCGAUACAAGAGCGUUGUGCAAGCGUGCUGUCUCUCGGCCGAUUUUGACAUUCUGCCAAAUGGUGACCGCACUGAAGUUGGUACCCGUGGCUCUCACAUCAGCGGUGGCCAGCAAAUGCGCGUGUCCCUUGCGCGUGCCCUCUUCUCAGGAGAGGAUGUCAUCAUCCUGGAUGACGUAUUGGCAGGAGUCGACCGCAUUACCGAGUCAAACAUCCUUGAAUCCGUCUUUGGCCGUGAAGGACUGCUCCGACAGUGGAACUCUACGACCAUCCUGGCCACAAGCUCUGUUCGCCACCUUCGCUACUCGGACUCGGUCAUUGUUCUCGAUAGACAAGGCAACAUUACUCAGCAAUGCACCCCGGAAGAGUUGUCGGACGUCAAACUUGACCUGGAGCGCUCGGAAGAUGAUGAAUCGGGUGACGGCGAACCGGAACUCGAUCUCGAGCUUCCGGAUGAAAUUCUGGAGCACCUGGCCGCCGCUGAGGUAGAGGAUGUCGACGGUGCUCGCCGUGUUGGUGACAUCAAGAUCUAUGCCUAUUUCAUCAGCGUUGCCGGUUGGUGGUACAUGGUUCUCUAUGUCGUUCUCUAUUCUGCCUUUGUCUUUGGCCUCAGAUUUCCAGCUAUCUGGCUACAAUGGUGGGCAAACGCCAACGAGAAGCAUCCCAAUGAAAACAUUGGAUACUGGCUCGGUGUAUAUGCUGCCAUUGCAGCUACGGCCUUUUUGGGGAGUGUUGCGUCCGACUCGGUCUUCCAACUGAGGAUUGUGCCGAAGAUGAUGGUGGAAUUCCACAACCGUCUGCUGUCCACGACCAUGCACGCCACGACGAGGUUCAUCACUUCAAAGGACACGGGAACGAUUCUCAACCGGUUCAGCCAGGAUCUUAAUCUGAUUGACAGCGAGCUGCCGAGUGCGCUGGAUAAGACCAUCAUUGCCGUCCUGUCAGCCCUCUUCUCUGCUGUCCUGGUCUUUAUUGGUUCCAGCUACGUAGGUGCGGCCAUCCCGCUCUGCAUCGGCGCUCUGUACAUCAUUCAGCUCUACUACCUCCGCACGUCGCGUCAGCUUCGACUACUGGACAUUGAAUCCAAGGCACCGCUGUUCUCACUGUUUGUGGAGAGCAUCGAGGGUCUUGCGAGUAUUCGUGCCUACAGCUGGUCCCGCCACUACAUGCAGCGCAGCAUCGACAUCCUCAACGCCUCGCAAAAGCCGUACUACCUCAUGUGGUGCAUCCAGCGGUGGCUGACGCUGGUCUUGAACCUGGUCGUCGCCGCGGUCGCCAUCCUACUAGUUGGUCUCGCAACCAACAUCCGCAGUGGCUCCACCGGCUUCCUGGGCGUCGCGUUGUUCAACAUUGUCUCGUUCAGCCAGACCCUCCAGCUGGUCGUCACGGAGUGGACACAUUUGGAGACGGCCAUUGGAGCUGUCAGCCGUGUUCGCUCGUUUGUGCUCGGCACCGAGCGGGAAGAUGCAGUCGGCGAGUCGGAGGACCUGCCCAGCGAGUGGCCCAAGACCGGAUCAAUCACGUUCACAAACGUUUCUGCUUCAUACGAGGCCAGCUUGGGACCUGUUCUUCAAGAUAUUAACCUCGAAAUCAAGAGCGGCGAGAGAGUCGCCAUCUGCGGGCGCACUGGCAGUGGCAAAUCUUCUUGCGUCUCUUCCCUGUUCCGCAUGCUCGAUCUCGACACCGGAUCGAUCGUCAUCGACGGGGUCAACAUUGCCAAGGCACCCAGGGAGGAGCUGCGCAGGCGACUCAACACGGUCCCGCAGCAGCCCUUCUUCCUCUACGGCAGCGUCCGCGAGAACAUCGACCCGCUCGGCGCCGCGACCGACGAGCGCCUCGUUGAGGUGCUGACGGCCGUGCAGCUGUGGGACGUCUUCGAGGAGCACGGCGGCCUCGACGAGGACAUGGACGCAGACCUGCUCUCCCACGGCCAGCGGCAGCUGUUCUGCCUCGGCCGCGCCAUGGUCCGCAGCGGCCGCAUCCUCGUCCUGGACGAGUUUUCAAGCAGCGUCGACGCGGACACGGACGACAUGAUGCACCGCAUCAUCCACGACGAGUUCCAGGGGCGGACCGUGAUUGCGAUCGCGCACAAGCUCGACGCCAUCCUCGACUUUGACCGGGUCGUGUUCCUGGACAAGGGCCGCAUCGCCGAGAUUGGCGCGCCGCGGGAACUCCUCGCGAGGGAGGGCUCGCUCUUCCGGGCUCAGUAUGAAAGUUCGGGCAACUAG